GAGGAAGACAUUGAGUACUACGACUCCAAGGCUGACACUGAAUACGAGGAUCCCGAUGGAGAAGAGAUCGAGAGGGAGAAGUCCAACUCCUUGAAGCUGGAGUUCACUGACGAUGACAACUUCAAGACCAAGGUUAACUAUUCGUACGCUGCUGUGCAGAUCCCCACGGACAUCUACAAAGGCUCCACUGUCAUCCUCAAUGAGCUGAACUGGACACAGGCGCUGGAGGAUGUCUUCAUUGAGAACCGGAACGAGGAUCCCUCCCUGCUCUGGCAGGUCUUCGGCAGCGCCACCGGUGUCACCCGCUACUACCCUGCCACCCCAUGGAGAGCUCCCAAUAAGAUUGACCUCUACGAUGUGCGCCGACGGCCCUGGUACAUCCAAGGUGCUUCCUCCCCAAAGGACAUGGUCAUCAUUGUGGAUGUGAGUGGCAGCGUGAGUGGCCUCACCCUCAAGCUGAUGAAGACCUCAGUCUAUGAGAUGCUGGACACCCUCUCAGAUGAUGACUAUGUCAAUGUGGCCUCGUUCAAUGAGAAGGCAAAGCCAGUGUCUUGCUUCAAGCACCUGGUGCAGGCCAACAUCCGAAACAAGAAGGUCUUCAAGGAGGAUGUGCAGGGGAUGGUGGCCAAGGGCACGACUGACUACAAGGCUGGCUUUGAAUAUGCCUUCGACCAGCUGCAGAACUCCAACAUCACACGUGCCAACUGCAACAAGAUGAUCAUGAUGUUCACGGACGGCGGUGAGGACCGGGUGCAGGACGUCUUUGAGAAGUACAACUGGCCCAAUAAGACGGUGCGAGUCUUCACCUUCUCCGUCGGGCAGCACAACUACGACGUGACCCCACUGCAGUGGAUGGCCUGUGCCAACAAAGGUUAUUACUUCGAAAUCCCCUCUAUUGGCGCCAUCCGCAUCAACACGCAGGAGUACCUGGAUGUGCUGGGCAGACCCAUGGUUCUGGCUGGGAACCGAGCUAAGCAGGUUCAGUGGACCAACGUCUACCAGGAUGCCCUGGGACUGGGCCUGGUGGUGACAGGCACGCUGCCAGUGUUCAACUUGACAGAGGACAGCAGUGACAGGAAGCAGAACCAGCUCAUCCUGGGUGUGAUGGGGAUCGACGUGGCUCUCAACGACAUCAAGAGACUGACACCACGAUACAACCUGGGGGCAAAUGGUUACGUCUUCGCCAUCGACCUCAACGGCUAUGUCCUGCUGCACCCCAACCUGCAGCCUCAGAUCAUCAAUUUCCGUGAACCAGUGACACUGGACUUCCUGGACGCUGAGCUGGAGGAUGAAAACAAGGAGGAGAUCCGGAGAAGUAUGAUUGAUGGAAAUGAUGGGCAGAGGUUCAUCAAGACCCUUAUCAAAUCCGUGGAUGAGCAAUACAUCGAUGAGGUGUACCGGACCUACACGUGGGCUCCCAUCAAAAGCACCAACUACAGCCUGGGGCUGGUUCUGCCUCCCUACAGCACCUACUACAUCCAGGCGAACCUCAGUGACCAGAUCCUGCAAGUGAAGU
Acanthisitta chloris (rifleman) is the source of this 1516-nucleotide messenger RNA. RefSeq names its product voltage-dependent calcium channel subunit alpha-2/delta-2-like. The transcript is spliced from 18 exons. The record is from RefSeq and is a predicted model, not a curated record. Gene Ontology annotation, cellular component: voltage-gated calcium channel complex. The annotation marks the transcript as partial. Gene Ontology annotation, molecular function: voltage-gated calcium channel activity. NCBI's taxonomy places the organism in Eukaryota, Metazoa, Chordata, Aves, Passeriformes, Acanthisittidae.